Messenger RNA from Cynocephalus volans (Philippine flying lemur), 1826 nucleotides. RefSeq names its product leucine rich repeat protein 1 (gene LRR1). The record is from RefSeq and is a predicted model, not a curated record. The coding region runs from base 11 to 1285 and encodes 424 amino acids. The transcript has 4 exons. Gene Ontology annotation, molecular function: protein binding. NCBI's taxonomy places the organism in Eukaryota, Metazoa, Chordata, Mammalia, Dermoptera, Cynocephalidae.
GCUCGGCGAGAUGAAGCUGCACUGUGAGGUGGAAGUGAUCAGCCGGCACUUGCCAGCCUUGGGGCUGAGGAACCGGGGCAAGGGUGUCCGAGCUGUGUUGAGCCUCUGUCAGCAGACGCCCAGGAGUCAGCCGCGGCCCCGGGCCGGGGGCGAGCCAGGCGGUUCGCACCCCGCUUGCCUGCUCAUCUCCACCCUGAAGGACAAGCGCGGAACCCGCUAUGAGCUAAAGGAGAACAUUGAGCAAUUCUUCACCAGAUUUGUGGAUGAGGGGAAAGCUACUGUUCGGUUAAAGGAGCCUCCUGUGGAUAUCUUUCUAAGUAAGGCCAAUUCCAGCAGUUUAAGAGGUUUCCUUUCAUCUAUGAGACUGGCUUAUAGAGGCUGUGAUGUUGAUACACCACUUUCAAUGCUCACACCAGUGAAGACUUCAGAAUUUGAAAAUUUUAAAACUAAAAUGGUUAUCACAUCCAAAAAGGACUAUCCUCUAAGCAAGAACUUUCCAUAUUCUCUGGAACAUCUUCAGACUUCUUAUUGUGGGCUUGUCCGAGUUGAUAUGCGUAUGCUUUGCUUAAAAAACCUUAGGAAAUUAGACUUGAGUCACAACCAUAUAAAAAAGCUUCCAGCUACGAUUGGAGACCUAAUACACCUUCAGGAACUUAACCUGCAUGACAAUCACUUGGAGUCAUUUAGUGUAGCCUUGUGUCAAUCUACACUUCAGAAGUCACUUAGGAGUUUGGAUCUCAGCAAAAACAAAAUCAAGGCACUCCCUGUGCAGUUUUGCCAGCUCCAGGAACUUACAGAAUUAAAACUUGAUGAUAAUGAAUUGAUUCAAUUUCCUUUCAAGAUAGGACAACUAAAAAACCUUCGUUUUUUGUCAGCAGCUCGAAAUAAGCUUCCGUAUUUGCCUAAUGAGUUUAAAAGUUUAUCCCUUGAGUAUGUGGAUCUUUUUGGAAAUACUUUUGAAAAACCAAAAGUCCUUCCAGUUAUAAUGCUGCAAGUGCCGUUAACUUUACUGGAAUGUUCUGCACAAACCAUACUAAAUAAUAGGAUUCCAUAUAGCUCCCAUAUCAUUCCUUUCCAUCUUUGCCAAGAUAUGGAUUCUGCAAAAACCUGUGUUUGUGGAAGAUUCUGUCUAAACAGUUUCAUUCAGGGAACUACCACCAUGAAUCUACACUCUGUUGCUCACACUGUGGUCUUAGUAGAUAAUAUGGGUGGUACUGAAGCACCUAUUAUCUCUUACUUCUGUUCUGUAGCCUGUUAUGUAAAUUCUACUGAUAUGUUGAAGUAAUACAUGAUAAUACAAAAAAAUUUUCGUUUAGUUACAGAUCAGUUUGGGAUUAACUUAUGGCUUAGCUGUAUCAAAUUGGAGAAAAACCUUUUUGUACAUUUUGGCAACUGGCCGGUAACAGCGAUUGAGCCCUGGACCUUGGUGUUAUCACUACCAUGUUGGAACCAACUGAAGAUUUUUGUAUACUUGCUGGAGAGGAGGAAUGUAUGAAUGCUAACAUUUUAAGUCAUUUGACUCUAAAACUUUAUUAAAAUCAAAUUUAAUUUGGGCUGGCCCAUGGCUCACUCAGGAGAGUGUGGUGCUGAUAACUCCCAAGUCAAGGGUUAAGAUCCCCUUACCGGUUAUCUUUUAAAAAAAAAAAAAAUUGUAAUUUUAUUUGGGGGUUGACUUUUUACCAGUUUGUUGAACUUGUGUUGAUUUCAGCCUAAAGUUUCCAGGACGGGUUGUGGGGUUAUCAUUUAAUGUUAAACAAAUAUUGAUCCUAAUCACUAUGAUCAUAAGAAUUUUCUUGAUCAAAUUUCUUCUUGUAUUUCAAAUAAAG